CUGUGUAAGAUUUCACAAAAUAACAAAAAAUCUUCUCCUCGUAAUAAGAAAAUAAAAAAGAUAUUCUCCUCCUAAUUAUAAAAUAAAAAAAAAUAUGUAGAGACGGCGAUUGAACCAGAGACUAAACUUGAGAGUUGUAGUGAGAAGAUAUAUGGUGAGUAAAACAGAGUAAGGAGAAACCAGAGACGGUGGUAUAAGUAAUUGAAGAAAGAUAAUGGAAGAUCGAAAAGGAGAAGAAGGAGAUAGUGAUAAACCGGUAAUGAAGUUGAAUUUUUUCCUAAGGAUAAUCAAUGGAGUGCAUGAGGGUCAGAAACUGUACUGUGAUAAUGUUGAUUGUGACACUAUCAAUUGGGAUGAUGAAGGGUAUGUUUGUCUAGAUAUUUUUGUGCUUGGUGGAGAUCUGACAGGAACUAGUGGUGUCGACCAGUCAGCAGUUAGUGGUGUUUCUAAACAAAAGACACCAGUUUCUAAAGCAAAGGCGAUAACUAGGAAGAGUCCAAGAUUACAAGAAGCAGCUAAGAAGAAGAGCUACACUACUGUGUCGGGACCUAAAAGACUAGUGUUUGAAGAUGAAUGUGAGAUUAUUGAUACCCAAGCAAGUGUUUGUGAUAAUCAAGAAGCAAGAAUAAAGAAGGGAAAGAAACAGGUGGAUGUUGAACAUAUUUGGGAUGAUGAUGAAGACUUCUUGCAACAAGCAUGUUCUCAGGCAAUCUUAGUUGAAGAUGCUUAUAUUGAUGAAGACCAGGUUAAUCUACCAAAUAAAAAUAUAGAAGAGUGUCAUCCAGAUGAUGCUCCAAAUUUCAAGUAUGUUGAUAGUGAAGAUGAAGAUGACAGAAAUACUUAUACGAAAUGGUUAAAUGGGUUUGUUGAAAUCGAACCAGUCCAAGAUGAAGAUGAUGAGUCUGAUCAUGAGUAUGUUGUUGAAAUGAAUGGCUUGCAACUGAAAUGAAUGGGCCUGUAAAUGUUGAUGAUGUUACGCCUGGAGAAGGUGAUAGUGUUGUAGAUUUUUAUGCCAAUAGAGGUCCAGUUGAAUUGACUGAAGAUGAACAAGUUUCUUGGAAAUUGCAGUUCGGCCAAUAUGCAAAUGAUCCAGAAGAUUUGACAUUGCCGAAUGAAGAAACUGCUGAACCUACUCCUGGUGAAUUUUGUGUAGGUAUGGCUUUCCUUAAUAAGCAGGCUUUCAAAAAUAAUUUAAGGGAGUAUUGUGUGUUGGAGCAUUCUGUGUUCAAGUUGAGGAAGUCAGAGCCACAUAGAGUAUAUGCGGAUUGUUAUUAUAACGAAAGUCAUGGGUGUAUGUGGAAAGUGACUGCAAGAAAAUUGCUUGAUGAAAAUACUUUCACAAUCAGGGAAACCAACCUAGUGCACACAUGCAAUGGUUGUGAAGAACCAAAUAAAAACAAGAAGUGCAACUCUGAGUUUGUAGCAGAACAUUUGAAGAAGACGAUGAAACCUUGUGAAGAAAUUCCAAAGCCUAGGCAGAUAUGUGAUUACUUAAUAUGGGGUGACCUAAAUGUGGAGAUCCCAUAUUGGCUUCCAUGUCAGCAUGCAGUGUGUGCACUGGUUAGAUUUAGACCAAACUGGGCUAAGUAAGUACCUUUAUUUGUUGAGUUUUUAGUUGAGAUUGUUUUUUGAAAGUACUGCCAAUUGUUGAGUUAUUAUGAAAUGAAUGCAUUUUUGAUCAUUUUUGUUUAAUGUAUGCAAAAACUGUAGUAAAUACUACACUGUGGAGUACUACAAGACCACCUAUUCAAUGUCAAUAACUCCAUUAGGUGACA
Papaver somniferum (opium poppy) is the source of this 1775-nucleotide messenger RNA. RefSeq lists its product as uncharacterized. Bases 215 to 949 code for a protein of 244 amino acids. The record is from RefSeq and is a predicted model, not a curated record. The transcript is spliced from 3 exons. NCBI's taxonomy places the organism in Eukaryota, Viridiplantae, Streptophyta, Magnoliopsida, Ranunculales, Papaveraceae.